Motacilla alba alba is the source of this 3395-nucleotide messenger RNA. RefSeq names its product protein interacting with PRKCA 1 (gene PICK1). Gene Ontology annotation, cellular component: synaptic vesicle; neuron projection; postsynaptic density. Bases 1124 to 2344 code for a protein of 406 amino acids. The record is from RefSeq and is a predicted model, not a curated record. NCBI's taxonomy places the organism in Eukaryota, Metazoa, Chordata, Aves, Passeriformes, Motacillidae. The transcript has 13 exons. Gene Ontology annotation, biological process: regulation of Arp2/3 complex-mediated actin nucleation; positive regulation of receptor internalization; intracellular protein transport. Gene Ontology annotation, molecular function: protein kinase C binding; phospholipid binding; protein domain specific binding.
CACACCCUAUACCCAGGACUAUAAAAUUAUUAUUAACAACACACUCUCACCCCUUGUAGUCCAGCACUGUGGGUGGCUUCAGUCAGUGUUUUGAUGUAUGCAGACAAGAGGCUCACGGGGCUGCAUACCACAAACACGAACCACCCUCAGCCAGCAGGAGAGGUCAUUGCCACGGCCAGCCCUUGCUCCUAGUCACGGAGGAGUUUUCAAUUCAAAGGGUACAGUGGGGGUUGUGGGGUUUUUUUUGAUCUGACUCACUAAGUUGGGUUUGGAAGCCUGGUAGUUGCUCAGAAGCCAGGAGCAACUGGAAAAGAUGACACAUAAUGCAACAAGGUGACCACAUUUCUCUGGGAAAUCAAAGCAUUCUCCCAGUGGUGGUGCUGUCAUGAUGGAGGCAGGAAAACCAUCUGAAGAGCCAACCACUGCCCCCACACACAUCGCAGAGGAGAAAACGCGUGGAAGCCUGGCGAUCCUGCGGCACACAUGGCGGUGCAGCGGUUUUGCACACAGCUGCGCUGACUGGCUUCCACAUCCGGGGGCAUCCGAUGCUUCCUCGGGUCCCUGCUGAUCGUGAUUGUGCCAAGCAAUUUCACAGAAUCACCGAAUCAGUUAGGUUGGGGAAGACCUCUGAGAUCAUGGAGUCCAUCCUGUGACCGAACUCCACCAUGUCAACCACUGAGUGCCACGUCCGGUCUCUCCUUAAACACCUCCAGGGACGCAGACUCCACCACCUCCCCGGGCAGCCCGUUCCCGUGUCCACCACCCUUUCCGUGAAGAAAUUCCUCCUGAUAUCCCACCUAAACCCCCCUGGUGCAGCUUGUGACUAUGUGCUCUUAUUGCCUGGGGGAAGAGGCCGAUCCCCACGUGGCUACGGCCUCCUUUCAGGGGGUUGCGGAGAGCGAUGAGGGCACCGCGACCCCCGAGUCUCGGCGUCUCCGGCCCCACCGAGCCCCGCUCCCUCGGUCCCCAUGGCAACGCGAGGGCGCGGGGGGCGGGGCUCGGCCGGGCGCUUCCGGGCGGCGCCGGCUGUGACGUGCCAGCGGGGGCUGACGGCGCCGCGCGGCCGCUUCCGGGAGUUUGGAAUAAGCAGCUUCAGACAAACAGACUCCAUUGAACCAAAACAAUGUUUGCAGAUUUGGACUAUGAUAUUGAGGAAGAUAAGCUGGGCAUCCCCACUGUACCUGGGACAGUGACCCUGAAGAAGGACUCUCAGAACCUGAUUGGGAUCAGCAUUGGAGGAGGAGCACAGUACUGCCCCUGUCUCUACAUCGUCCAGGUGUUUGAUAACACUCCAGCGGCCUUGGACGGCACCGUAGCAGCUGGGGAUGAAAUCACUGGAGUCAACGGGAAAUCCGUCAAAGGGAAAACCAAAGUGGAGGUGGCCAAGAUGAUACAGAUGGUAAAGGGAGAAGUGACAAUACACUACAACAAGCUUCAGGCUGACCCAAAGCAGGGCAAGUCUUUGGAUAUUGUAUUGAAGAAGGUAAAGCACCGGCUGGUAGAGAACAUGAGCUCGGGGACAGCAGAUGCCCUGGGGCUAAGCCGAGCCAUACUUUGCAAUGAUGGACUAGUGAAGAGAUUAGAGGAGCUGGAGAGGACUGCAGAGUUAUACAAAGGCCUGACAGAGCACACCAAGAGUCUUCUCAGGGCUUUCUUUGAGCUUUCUCAGACACACAGAGCAUUUGGAGAUGUUUUCUCUGUCAUUGGUGUACGGGAACCACAACCAGCUGCCAGUGAAGCCUUUGUGAAGUUUGCUGAUGCCCAUCGCAACAUCGAGAAGUUUGGGAUUCACCUUCUGAAAACAAUCAAGCCGAUGCUCACUGACUUGAAUACCUAUCUGAAUAAAGCUAUUCCUGACACAAGGCUGACUAUCAAAAAAUACCUGGAUGUCAAGUUUGAAUAUUUGUCUUACUGCCUGAAAGUCAAAGAGAUGGAUGAUGAAGAGUACAGCUGCAUUGCUCUGGGUGAGCCUCUCUACCGGGUCAGCACUGGGAACUACGAGUACCGCCUCAUCCUGCGCUGCCGUCAGGAGGCUCGCACGCGCUUUGCCAAGAUGAGGAAGGACGUGCUAGAGAAAAUAGAGCUCCUGGACCAGAAACAUGUGCAGGACAUCGUGUUCCAGCUGCAGCGUUUUGUCUCCACGAUGUCCAAGUACUACGACGACUGCUACGCCGUGCUCCGGGACGCGGAUGUCUUUCCCAUCGAGGUGGACCUUGCCCGCACCACUCUCAGCUAUGGGCAGAAGGACACGUACACAGAUGGGGCGGAAGAAGAAGGAGAAAGCGAGAGAGAGGGUAGCGGGAGGGAGGAUGCAAAUGGAGAGAAGCUCAUUGAUGAUGCCUGAGUGUGUCAGCAUGGCCAGAGGGAGGACUCUGCAGACUUGUGAAAAUGUGUAUUUCACGUGGCCGUUCAUCCUCCGCGAUUUCUCUGUGUGUCCGGCCUGGGAUUCCUCCUCUGCUUUGGGUGGGGUAGCUGGUUGGACUGGGACCAACCUCUGCUUUCCUCUCUUUUCCUUUGCUUGUUUGCCUGGGUAAUUCUUUUUGCCCCUGGAAACUUCUGCUACUCAACCUGGGUACUGCAGUGGGGGGAGGAAAAGCCACUCCUACACCACCAUGUUCCCCUGUGCAGGCAGGACUCUGCUGAGCACGUGGGCAGCACCGCUCCUCUCUGGCACAUGGAAGCUGGUUAAGGGUUUGGAGAUGAUUAUAAAUGGUGAGAACAGCCCACUUCCGUCCUCCCCUUGUGCUGUGGGGAAGUGUUAGCAGCACUGCUUGCUGUCUUCAAGCUCCUUCUGAGGAUCCACCUUAGGACUGUUGUGGAAAUAACCCAUCUUUAAACUAGAAAGGGGACACAAAGCCGAGUGGAGAGAGGAAGAGACUUUGGGAUUUUUUUAGUGUAAAGAAUGACUAGCAUGCUCUCCUCUCUGCACAACUAUUUUGUGCUGCCUCUGGGCCAGCCAGCAGCAGUAGCUAUCCUGCCAUUCCCCAGCACAAGGGAAGGGGGGAAAAGGAAGGCUGAGGUAAGUGGGAAUGCUUUUUUCCUCCUUCCUUUCUCUUCGCCUCCCUCCACGCCUGUGGGCCAAUCCCAGAUGCAGAUGGCACUUUCUCUGUUAGUGGGCAGCACAACUCCCGGGAGUGGUGGUGUUCUUAGGCCAGGGGUUUUGACUUCUCUGUCAUUACAUUCUAGUGGUUGUGGGAGGAGUUAUUUAAGUGCAUUAAUUUAUGAUCAAGAUGUUUGUUUUUUUUUUUAUUUGUGUUUCUCUUUGAUUGUUUUUGGAGCUUCUUCAUCUGUGUGGGUGCCUGGAAAAAAGCCAUCCAUGGUCAAGCUGCUCUGGAGAAUUUAAACAGACUGGUUUAGUGACUAUUGUCUGUAAUAAAGAAAUAUGUGACAUUUCA